AGCGAUGAGGCGGUAGUGGGGCAAGCGCCAUGCGGAGCGGCGGCUGUUCGGUGCCAUAUGAAUUCCCAUCACCUUGAUGUCUUAAGUGCUGUCCCAACUUGGAUACAGGACCUGGGCACAGACAAUAGAAGAUCAAGAGAUCUCUGGAAAACAAAAAGAUUGCAUUAGCUGUUUUGGCCACAGUACCACACUGGGGAUCUCAUGUUCACCUGACUAUCCACCAGGACCCCCAAAUCGUUUUCAGAGUCACUGCUUCUCAGGAUAGAGUCUCCCAUCCUGUCCGAGGAGUUUGAAACUAGUCUCCUAGGGUCGGACAAUAACAAUGAGUGCUUCAGUGAUUCUUCUGCUUCUUCCAAGGGUCGAGUGAGCGGGAGCUCAGAAUCUGGGAGCAAGCGGGCUAUUCGCAGACCCACUGACUGGCUGGAAAUGAGGGGAAUAAAAACCAAUAUUAAUAAAUCCUCAGAGAAGAAAGGAGAAUCACCUUCCAGAGGAAAGAGGAAAUCUGAGCGAGAGGAUGAUGAAGAUUAUGAAGAAUUUUCCAGAAAGAAGCAGAAAGUUCCUGCAAGGAAAAAGCAACGAGCUGGGGUGCAACAAAAUCCCAGAUCCAAAGGGUGUUAUGUGCGGAAAGAGCCACCAACGUAUGCAGCAGGCAGUGUGGAGGAACAGUGGUACCUGGAGAUCCUAAAUAAGGGCAGAGUUACCUGUCCAACAUGCAGAGCUGUGGUCAGGAAGACUGUAGAGGGACUGAAGAAACAUAUGGCGAAUUGCAGACAGGAGAUGUUCACAUGUCAUCACUGUGGAAAACAGCUCAGGUCUUUGGCAGGAAUGAAAUACCACAUCAUGGCAGAUCACAACAACCUGCCAGUUGUGAAAGAGGGAGGUGAAUUAGAUGAGCCGUGUGAACGAGACCGCCUCCGGAAGGUGCUGAAGCGAAUGGGAAAGCUAAAGUGUAUGAGGGAGGGGUGUACAGGCAGCUUCACCAGCAUAAUGGGAUACCUGUACCAUAUGAAAAAGUGUGGGAAGGAGGCCUCUGAGUUGGAGAAAAUGGCCAUGAAAUGUCGUCACUGUGGGAAAGCAUACAAGUCAAAGGCAGGGCUUGUUUAUCACCUUAGGUCUGAGCAUGGGCCGGUCACUUUCCUCCAUGAAGAAGGGAGGCCUGAGAGCCUGAAGGAAAUUACCCUGGAGCCCAGUAAUGCAGGCAGAGUCCAGAGGAAAUCUGCUAAGGUGGCAGUCUAUUACCUUCACGAGCUAGCUAAUGAAGAGCUGGCCAAGGAGUGGCCUAAGAAGAAGGUUUUACAGGACCUAGUCCCAGAUGAUCGGAAGCUGAAAUACACGCGGCCUGGACUGCCCACAUUUAGUCAGGAUGUGUUGUGCAAGUGGAAAUCGGAGAUAAAGAUGUACCGAAGGGUCCACUGUCCAAAUCAGGGCUGUGAGUCUGUAUAUGGCAGUGUCUCAGGACUCAAAUCUCACCUUGGCACCUGCAUCUUGGGAGACUUUGUGGCUGGGAAAUACAAGUGUCUCCUAUGUGAGAAGGAAUUCAUAUCAGAGAGUGGGGUCAAGUAUCACAUCAACUCUGUGCAUGCUGAGGACUGGUUUGAUGUGAAUACCACUAACAAAAAAAGCUUUGAGAAGCUGAUGAAAAUUCGCCAGAGAGAAGAUGAGCAGAGAAAGCAGCGAAAGAAGCGUGCUGCAGCCCGGAGCAGGAAGAAAAGGCCUGGGACUGUAUCUGCCAAGAAGCUCCUUGGUGCAGGGGCCGAGAGAAGCAGAAGAAGGAGUAAGAGGGGGCAUUCCCAGCUGGUGGACAAUGAGUGCAGGAGCAGCGAGGAGGAGGAGGAGGAGCCCCAAGCUGCACAGAGAGCAGAAACUCCAAAAACCAUCCGCAAACGGGGCAGGAAAUAGAUCAUUGGAGGCAGAGGAACUAGGCCAUUCUAGGAAGCCAGGAGCCCAGGUCAUGGCACAGCGUCACUCCCUCCCGUGGACAGUGGCACGAGCAGGGUAUCCAGUGUAGUUUGUGCCCUAGUUACAGGCUGAGUUCAGGUUAUGUUAGUUGCUUAUUUAGUGAUUUUAAAUAUUUUAGUCUCUGCUUUUGUUGUCCUCCUCUUAGGGUACAUCUACAUUACAGGGGGGAGUCGAUUUAAGAUACGCAAAUUCAGCUACGUGAAUAGCGUAGCUGAAUUCGACGUAUCGCAGCCAACUUACCCCGCUGUGAGGACGGCGGCAAAAUCGACUUCUGCGGCUUUCUGUCGACAGCGCUUACUCCUACCUCUGCUGGUGGAGUAAGAGCGCCGAUUCAGGGAUCGAUUGUCGCAUCCCCACGGGACGCGAUAAAUCGAUCCCCGAGAGGUCGAUUUCUACCCGCCGAUUCAGGCGGGUAGUGUAGACCUAGCCUUAGGGAUCCUCGGCUUUGGUGAGGACAGGUUUCCUUGAUGGAUCUCUAGCACUGGCUGUGCAGGUCUCAGCUGGGGGAGUGACUUCCUGUGGGGUAGUGUGUGCAGAUUCUGAGCAGUUUCUGGGGUGGGGCACAGAUGCUCUAGCUUGAUCACCUGCAGCCCAAUGCUACCUCAGGUGCUUAAAGGGGUGGCCUCUGAGACUCAGACACUGAGUGCUGUCUCCCCCUUAGGUCAUUGCCAUAAAGCACCAUCCUUUUACUACACUAAUCUCCAAACUCAGCACUGCCCAGCAAUUUAGGAACCCAGGCCUGCCUGAUGGGGUAGGACAUCAUCCUGCCAAAAGCAGGAGUGUUUGCAGUGGGCUAAUGUACCCUUCAGCACCUGCCUCCUUUACGGCUGAGCACUGACUGGUCCCAAAAAGUGGGGAGGGAGCUCUUCCUCCAGUCUGUGGCUAGAGACCAGCUGUCUGUACCCUUGCCUUGCAGAGGCACGUGGCAGCAAACUUGUCUGCCAGCACACUACAGUCUGGGGACGUGUGAGAUCAGUGUGGAUGGCUUGUGCUGUUUUAUAGAUUCACACUUCAUAACAGCCACCUCCCACCUGCAGGACAGAGCUCAUACACAGUAGCAAAGCACUGCGUAUUGCUGCCAUGGGGUGGCCUUGUCCUAGUUUGGUGUCCUCAUUCCCUCUCAAGCCUUAGGUGCUGCUUCUCCUUGUAAGUGAGCUCUGCAGGUGCCUUCUCCCCUGAGCUAGUUGUAGCCUGCUCCUGGGAUUGCCACCUUUCCCUUGACAAGCCUUAGGUAAUGGGCCUUCCUGUGUGUUGGUGUCAGGGCUGGAGGGAGGGGGUCCUGUUUACCUGUUGAAUUAAGUUUUAAUUUAGCAUAUGGUGAGUGUUUUACCAUGUUCCACUUGUACAGCAGGGCCAGUUGAGACCCAUACAUGCGUAACAUCUCUGGCAGGCUUAGCCACCCCCAUUCUCUGCUGGAUAGAGAGGGGGCCUGCAAGAUUUCUGAUGUCAGAUCACAUCCCCUGACAGGGAAAACUGCAGGAUUUGAUGUCUCUUUACCCUCUCCUCUCUUGUCCUGCAACAGUUCCCUGUCUCAGCUGGCUCUUUAGUUCGAUAUAUGAGGAUUCAGUUAGCAGGAUCUGGCACUCAACAGUACCCUUCAUGUCUUGUUUCAGUGGAAGCUUCCACUUCAGCCAAAGUUGCUGGUGCUGAAAUUCACAGUGGAUUCCCUGAGGUGCACAGGACACAGACAGACUUAUUUGUGUGUUUGUUUCUAGCAGUGAUGUUUGUUCACCCGUAUAAUCAAAUUGCCUUUGUGGCUGGGGGUAGGACCCAAGCUCUCCGCAGCCAUGGCCAUUUUACAGAAGUUACACCCUAAUGUGCGUAGAGUGAAGCAAAUUACCCCCACAUCUUUCCUCAUACAAACUAACACCCAUGACGAUUGUUGGACUCUGCAUGCAAUGCUCCAUUCUGAUCUAGGUGCAGCAGCUGCAUUUCAUGCUGGGACGGAUCAGGAUCAGAACAAAAUGAAAUAAAAUGUCACCAGUGCAAGAAUGUGA
Molecule: messenger RNA, 3956 nt
Organism: Malaclemys terrapin pileata
Lineage: Eukaryota; Metazoa; Chordata; Testudines; Emydidae
Gene: ZNF512
Product: zinc finger protein 512
Exons: 16
Coding region: 427-1899 (490 amino acids)
Molecular function (GO): zinc ion binding
Source: RefSeq, a predicted model, not a curated record